GGCGGAGCUACAACCAUAGCAACGCGGUAGAUUUUCCCGCCCCCUAGCAACCGCAUGCCCCCUCUCGGCUCAGUCCCGAGCCGGCGAGCGGCGCUCGCUACAACCGCCGUGACGUGUGUGUGACGUCAGCGCGUAGCGUGCGAGUGACGUGGUCCCGGGCAGGCGGGCGGGGCCGGUUUGAACGCGGAGGCGACGGGGCCGGAGCGGGGCAGAAAAUGGCAGUUAAUGUGUAUUCUACUUCAGUGACUAGCGAUAACUUGAGUCGACAUGACAUGCUGGCUUGGAUCAACGAGUCUCUGCAGCUGACGCUGACAAAGAUCGAACAGCUGUGCUCAGGUGCUGCAUACUGUCAGUUUAUGGACAUGCUCUUCCCAGGUUCUGUAGCGCUCAAGAAAGUGAAGUUUCAAGCAAAAUUGGAACACGAGUACAUUCAAAACUUCAAGGUUCUACAAGCAGGUUUUAAGCGAAUGGGUGUGGACAAAAUAAUUCCCGUGGACAAACUAGUGAAAGGAAAAUUUCAGGACAACUUUGAGUUUGUUCAGUGGUUCAAAAAAUUUUUCGAUGCAAACUACGAUGGGAAAGAAUAUGAUCCUGUUGCUGCUCGACAAGGCCAGGAGACAGUAGUGCCAAACCUUGUUGCUCCUGUUGUGAACAAACCCAAGAAAUCUCUCAGUUCUGGCAGUGCAGCCCCACAGAGGCCCAUGGUGACGCAGAGAACCGCAGGGACCCCCAAGUCUGGGACUGGAAUGGUCAAAAAGGCAGCAGGAGAUGAUGAGUCGGCGGGACUGAUUGAGCAGAUCAAUGUAUUGAAACUUACUGUUGAAGAUCUGGAGAAGGAGAGAGACUUCUACUUUGGCAAACUGAGGAACAUUGAACUGAUCUGCCAGGAGAAUGAAGGGGAGAAUGACCCAGUGUUGCAGAGGAUUGUGGAAAUUCUUUAUGCCACAGAUGAAGGCUUUGUGAUACCUGACGAAGGAGCACCGCAGGAGGAACAAGAAGAGUAUUAACAGGCCACAUACUGUACCAGCAGAGCAGCAACAUCAGAAUUCUUUGCCCCAGAUCAUGUGCUUAACUGUAAAAUACUCCACUUUAUUCUUAGAGGACUCACUGGUUUCUUUUCAUAAGCAAAAAAAAGUACCUCUUCUUAAAGUGCACUUUGCGGAAGUUUCACUUGGACAGUGGGUUGAGUUGGGAGCUCUUUCUCACUUUGUAGCAGAGCAGUAUUCACAUCCACGGGGGAGAUGGAGGGAGCAGGAGCCUGAAUAUUUGGAACUUGGUGCAGAAUGGUUUGCUGGUAAAACACUGGUUUGUGGGGAGAAUUUUUAUGUCCAAGGUGGUGGUGUAGAGAAAUGAAAGACUCCGACUCACAGAAAGAUUGAGUUAAUGUGAAAUUGCAGCACAGAAAUUAUAAUAAAAUGCCUUAAGAGUAUUUAAAAUAUGCUUCCAUAUGCCAAAUUGAAGUGAUGUGACAGGAGAUUUUAUGUGCGUCACGUUGGGGUAGGUGCCCGUUAACCUCGCACGGCGAUCUCACUGUGUCAGCAAGUGCUCAAAGGGGCUGUUAAAACAAAACUCCAUUCCUGGGAAAGCUGCUUACUAAGUGAUUAGUUCUCAAUGAAAUGGGCCUUAACGUUGCCUGUCACAAGAUUAGAGGGAGUAUGAACAGCUGAGACACAUAAAUUACAUUGAAGAGUGCUAAAGCCUUUUUCUACGGCGUUGUGGCUAAUGACUUUGCGAAAAUGUACUGUGUUUUCUGUAAGAAAAACAACAUUUAAAAAUGCAACAAGAAAAGCAAACAUCAUCCAGUCCUACUGCCUAAAAUGUCCUUCAGAAGUAAUUUUCCCUCCUGGCUCUUGAUACUAUUUGUCCUGUUUCUUUUUCUAUAUUCUGCUCUCUCCUGUGUCCUGUUCUCUUUCCCAUACCAAGGAAUGCUGAUCAAACCCUCAGCUCUAACAGGACUUGCACUGUGUGACUAUCACAGGAUGAAAAUUAACUGAGGACAUGAGGAUGAUGCUUUUUGUCUCUUUUUUUUUUUUCCUUUUUUUAAAUUUUUCCUUUUGAACCAGGGCAUAUCUAAUCAUAAUUCUUGCCAGUUCAGUAGUCUGGGGUAAAAACUAAAAAAUGCUGGCUAACAGAGUUAAUGAUAUUGCAGAAAAUACAGUACUGAGACUAACUUAAAUAUUAAUAUUUAAAGUACUUUCCAUAACUGUCCUUUUUUGCUGUCAUGCUCCUCAUUACUGUUGUGUUUGGCAAGACCCGCAAGACUUCUGAUCCCCGUCACUACUGAGACUGAUUGGUCCUGUUGUGCUUGUAUCCAUUUGUUUCUGGUGGUAGCUUGUCCUGAAAUGUGUGUAGGAGAGCAUUUUAUGGUAAUUGUUGUGUAGUGCAUGAAUAUUUGUGGAAUUCCGAGAAAAACCCGAAUUCAGUGAAUGCCAAAAAUGCAAGUACUAGCCAUUGUUUGAAAUCGCAGUGGUGCUAUUUCUCUUGUGGCCUUUCAGACUUUUGUUGCCCUAUAGCUCCAUUUUACUGAGAAACCAUAUUUGACUUGGAUUUUUCUUGACAGGGUUUUUCUAUUUUAAGCAGUUUCUAAAUAAAGUUCUGUAUUUCAAGAGUGCCACGUCUGCUGGAGUCUCUCGUGCUUUCAGGUGCGGUGAAGCCGAAGCCCGUGAUGGUUUUCGUGGUGAAGCUCGCAGGACCCGGACUGUCGGCUCCCUGGUCCCGGUGAUGCUGAAGCUCCUCAGGGUGCACUGGGGAAGGCGGCGCUUGAGUUUUGGUUGGUUCUCAUUUCCCCUCUCAUAAGCAGAUGAAAUGUGAGUGUUUUGUUGGUGUCCUACGGGCGUGAAAGCCGGGAUGGAUAUCAGAAUGACUUGAAGCGUUUUAAAGCUGGUCAGACACUGGUUAUUUGUUACAAUCAGGCCGUUCCCUGCCCUGUCAGCAGUCUGAGCAGGCUGGCUGAGCUGAGCUGGGUUUAAGUGUGUCUUUCAGGUGAGCUCAGGUGUUACCGGCACAAACGUGUGCACAGACCAGCAUCUCCAGAGGUGUUGUGGCGUGUGACCCUGUGCAGGGUGUCCCUGUGGGCUCUGUCCUGCAGAACAUCCUCCCUGUGCUAACGAGUCCUCUUUGCUGUCAUUGCUGGUGUAAACCUGUGUGGGACUGUGCAGGUGUAGGCGUAGGACAGAGGUUGUGAUGCACAUAAAAUCUUCUUCACCGUUUCUUACUUGCUUUCAGGUCAGAAGCAUAUUUUUUUCAUCUCUAAACAUUCCAUUGUUCCAGCAACUCAAAGCAAAAGAUGGCAAUAGCAUGUGCUAAAUUGGGGUGGCUGCUCUUUGCAGCCAGUUGUGUGCUGGGACCUGGUUGCUUCAGGUUUCUCUUGGAGCAGAUGGUGUGUGGAGCACCCAGGUCUGCAGAGGGCUUGUGGUAGGUUGGUUUUGAUCUUUGCUAGCGAAGGAAGCAAAGGUGAUUUUGUGCUGAGGGCACGGGGAGUCACAGAUAGUGCUGGUGAGACUGAGCGUGGGGACCCGUUAUAAACUGAACAGAAACUCCAGUCUUGGCAGUCAAAUGGUGCUGAGAUUUCCAAUUGGUGAAAUCACUUCUUUGCUACCAAGAUGAGCUAUAAAGAGAAUGUGGAAGAACUCACGUAGGCAACUUCUGAUCAUGUUUUAGAUAUCUUGGCAUAAUCUGUUUUUUAAUGUCAUUUGGGGAAGAAAAUAACAAUAAGCCCAACUCAAACCCAUAGGCUUAACAUAGCUACUCUGUCACACUGGUACAGUAUUUGCUGUUACGUGUUAAAUGCUCACCUGCUGGAACAACCUUUUAGUAUCUUAGUUCUAUCAGAUUUUUGAAAAACAAACAGAAUGGAAGAAGCAGAAGCUCACACCUCCUUUCUGUACCAACAUGUCUUACUUGCAGGUGGACUUGUGGAUGUUUUUUUAACUUUUCUUGUUCAAUUUUUUUAAGAAUUCCUGGUUUGCAAUGACAAUUCUUACUGUAACUGUUAAAAGCCUUCAAAUAAAGGCCAGAAACCUC
Columba livia (rock pigeon) is the source of this 4023-nucleotide messenger RNA. It is a transcript of the gene MAPRE1, whose product is annotated as microtubule associated protein RP/EB family member 1. The transcript has 7 exons. The record is from RefSeq and is a predicted model, not a curated record. Bases 216 to 1007 code for a protein of 263 amino acids. Gene Ontology annotation, biological process: spindle assembly; protein localization to microtubule; regulation of microtubule polymerization or depolymerization. Gene Ontology annotation, cellular component: spindle midzone; microtubule organizing center; cytoplasmic microtubule. Lineage: Eukaryota; Metazoa; Chordata; Aves; Columbiformes; Columbidae. Gene Ontology annotation, molecular function: microtubule plus-end binding.